This is a messenger RNA of Mercenaria mercenaria, 4308 nucleotides long. Its product is annotated as proprotein convertase subtilisin/kexin type 5-like. The record is from RefSeq and is a predicted model, not a curated record. Bases 1894 to 3507 code for a protein of 537 amino acids. The transcript has 2 exons. NCBI's taxonomy places the organism in Eukaryota, Metazoa, Mollusca, Bivalvia, Venerida, Veneridae.
CAGAUGACCCAUAUUCGAACCUGAGAUUGACUUCAUCAAGACAAUCUUUAUGAGCAAAUUUCACAAAUAUCCAGUGGAAAAUGCAGCCCCUAUUGCAUGCACAAUGAUUUUCUUUGUUUUUGACCGGGUAACCUAGUUUUUGAACCUAGAUACAAUAUAUCAAACUUGACCUCGAUUUCAUCAAGACAAUCUUUCUGAUCAAAUUUCAUGAAUAUCUAGUGUAAAAUGCAGCCCCUAUCGCAUACCCAAGGGUUUUCUUUGAUUUGACUUAGUGUUCUAGUUUUUGAUCCCGGCUGACCUAUAAUCGAACUUCACCUAGACUUCAUCGUGGCAAUUUUCCUGAUUAAAUUUCAUGAAUAUCCAGUGAAAAAAUGCAGCCACUAUAGCACACACCAGGUUUUUCUUUGAUUUGACCGAGUGACCUAUUUUGUUUUUCACCAGAUGACCUAUAGACAAAAUUUACCUAAAUUUAAUCAAGACAAACAACCUUAUCAAAUUCCACGAAAUCCAGAGAAAAAUACAGCCCCUAUUGCAUACACAAGGUUUUUUCUUUGAUUUGACCAGGUGACCUAGAUUUUAUCAAGACAAAUAUUCUCAUCAAAUUUCAUGAAGAUCCAGUGAAAUAUGUAGUCUCUAUUGCAUACAUAUUUGAUUUUACCGGAUGACUUAGUUUUUGACCCCAGAUAACCAUAUUGAAACUUGAUCUAGAUUUCAUCAAGGCAUACAUUCUGAUCAAAUUUCAUAAAGAUCCAGGGUAAAAUGCAGCCCCCUAUUGCAUACACAACGUUUUUCUUUGAUUUGACCCAGUGACAUAGUUUUUUACCCCAGAUGACCAAUAUUCGAACUUGACAUCGAUUUUAUCAAGCCAACCAUUUCUGAUCAAAUUUCAUGAGCAUCAAGUAAAAAUGCAGCCUCUAUUCCAUGCAUAAGUUAUGUGUGAACAGACGACAGACGACGGAUAUCUCACCUGAGAUUGCUCAAGUGAGCUAAAAAAACAGCCCCUAUUGCAUACACAGGUUUUUCUUUGAUUCGACCAGGUGACCUAGUUAUUGACUCCAGAUGACCUAUAUUCAAACUUGACCUAGAUUUGAUCAAAUUUCAUGAAUUCCAGUAAAUCAUGCAGCCCCUACUGCAUACACGAGGUUUUUCUUUGAUUUGACCUAGUGACAUAGUUUUUUUACCCCAGAUAACCAAUAUUCGAACGUGACCUAGAUUUUAUCAAAGAAUUCUGAUCAAACUUCAUGAAGAUCAAGUAAAAAUGCAGCCUCUAUUGCAUACACAAGAUAAGUGCGGACUGACGGCGGACAUCGAGCGAUCACAAUAACUGCUCAGGUAAGCUAUAACAAACCACCGCUUCAAAAAUCUCUUCACAGUAAAUGGAAAAUCUUUAACAACCACAAACGUUGAGACCGGAAUGUUGUUGGCUGGAACAUGAUAAGUACAAUGUAUUUAAAUAUGUUGAUAAAUAGUAGAGAAAAAAAACAACAAAUACCUUCUAGCACAUGGGCGCAGUCAUUAAGGUGAGCACCAAGUACUACGUGAUCACCAACCCUGAAAUCGCGCGCACUGUAAAAACUUCAGCCAAAAUGAUCUAAAGUACAUAUGUUUAAAUUAUAAUAUUUAUCUAUUCCAAACCAGUUUUAAAUUGCACAUGAUUUGUAUUGCCAAUUUAAUAAGUAACUUUGUACUGUGUUAAGAAGGAUACAUAAUGUACAUAACGACUUUAAUAAUACAAGUGUAUCAAACUCAUGAUUUGAAUAUUUACUCUGUCAAUACUGAGUGUGUUACCGCCUCAAAAGAAGAAGUCUAAGGGAUACAUCGAAGUUAUACACUGACCGAGAUCCAGUGUUGAUUUUACAGUUAAAUCACGUGACUUGUGCCUUUGUAUCGGAAAUGUUUUUAAAAACAAUGUACAUUUUCUGGAUAAUUAUCAACAUUCCAAUUUUCAUACAGGGUUUAACAGAGAAGUGUAUAGACGGAAACAUAUGCCCUAGCAGCAAACCAUUUUGUACACCUGUAGGCUGUACAUUUCAAUGUCCGGAAAAUUCAUUCAGUAACGGAACUAAGUGCGUACAAAACUGCGGGUCACAAUUCGUUUUUAAUCAUACCUGCAUCGAAGUAUGCCCUGAUCAGUUUCGAUAUGUAGAGGAGGAAAUUGCUUUACUGAAUGACUUCGCGAUAGUGAGACACUGUCGCCACGAGUGCCCCACUAAUAAAUUUGUUUAUAAUGGAACAUGCGUACAUUCUUGUCCAGAAAAUGCAAAUUUUGUAGAAGACGGAGAAUGUACGUCAUCGUGUUCGAGUCAAAAAACUGUUUACCGCAGCAUCUCGAAAAAUGGCAUAACAGUUGGGAAAGAAUGCCUUAAGAAUUGUUACGAGUCACCGCUUCAUCCAUUCCAAGAAGGUGUGGAAUGUGUUCCUAAAUGUGGAAAUAACUACUUUGUUUCUAACAGAGCAUGUGUUUUGAAGUGUCCUAUAGAUUCCAGUCUUGUGUUUAAUCUUUCGCUCUGUGUUAAGAUACAUAUGUUUAAUAUAAACUGGCCUGAACAAAAUUACUGCACACAAACUUGUCCACAGAAUAUGUAUCUUAGUAACUCAACAUGUGUUGAUACAUGCCCGACCGAUGCCUUAUACACUUUAAACAAAGAGUGUUUGAAAACGUGUCCGGACAGCUAUCGCUAUGAAUGUACAAAAAUGUAUGAGCAUUGCUACAAUGACUCAAGUCCUAAAUGUUUUUACAUCAGUUGCUGCAAUGAGUGUCCUGACGGCAUGAAAGUUGAUAUAAAGAAUUCAGUAUGUGUUACCGAUUGCCCACAAGAUAUGAAAGCAUACGACAAGAAAUGCGUGUCCGACUGUCUAGAUGGAUCUUUCUUUAAUUCACCGGGUUCCUCUCAAUGCACAAGAACAUGUGAAAACUUUAUACUCGGCGAUACUUGCGUUGAUGAUUGUCCAAAUUAUGUCUUCAACAGAACGUGUGUAGAUAUUUGUCCUUUUGGAUACAAUAUGACAAAUGGGACAUUAUGUGUUGCCGACUGUCCGCCGCCAUCUUGCUCACCUGUAAAAGGUCAGAAUUGCUCCAAUCACUGCUUCUUUGAACCUUAUUCAAAAAUGUGGGUCAACAGUUGUCCUGAAAAUAUGCCCUAUAUCUUCAAUAAUGUAACGCUUACCGUUUGUGUGGCACAUUGUCCAAACGGAUAUAUAAUAGAUGGCUUCAAAUGCAUUCUUGUUCAUGAAUGUGAGAGGGCAGUUUUAUCAAAAGGUCAAUGCCUAGAUUCCUGUCCAGUUGGGUACCUGAUAUUCGAUGUCAGUCAGGCUGAUAAAUACUCAUCUGAAGAUGAAAGUGAUGAUCCCUGCGUACCAGAAUCAAAUGUAUACGCGUUUGUGGCUAUGUUUGGUUUCUAUUUGUUGUUUUACGGCAUAUUUCUCUUGUUUUAUUUUUGCAGCGGAUGUUUCUGUAUGAACAGAUAUAAUCGAACAAAUAAGCAGGUAAGCAUUGUUAUUAUGUGAACUAAAUAGCUUAACCAAAGCUUUGAUCCGACCCCGUUCCAGCAAUAAAAAUGCGACCACUCUAUUAACGGCGUUACUUGCGGCCAUUCUAAUAACGGCGAUUCUGUUUCGAGUUAAAACUAAUUAUAAGACCAUUACAAAAUCGGUGAGAGAGGAUGGAAGCGUUAGGUUUUCAGCCGAGGAUAACUGUUUUGGCGGUGACGAGACUCUCUGCCCCGUCACCCCUAAAACAAUUGCUCGAGAGCCGGAUAUUCCCAUCUGUAUCUACAACCAAUGGUAGCCUGAUUAUUUUUCUUGCAUACCGUUUUUACGUAAUUAUAGAAUAAGCAAAGCAAAACGAAAUACUUCUUUUGUAUAGUAGCGUAUUUAAACAAAGCACGGGAAAUUAAUGUCAAAAGUUCUAGUUUAGUUUUACCGUUUGUAACGUAACUUUAUGUUUUUACCGUAAAAAAAAACAAAACUUAUUUUGGGUGGAUCUUUUUGGUUGUACUGUCUUUUAUUGUAAAGUUUAAUAGGCGUCGAAUACUUAACAUGUGAUUUUUUAUAUCUAUACUGUAAAAGGUACAUCUAAAUAUAAGUUAAUUGUCAUUUCUUGCCAAUUGGGACUUCUGGCACAUCCGUGAUCAUCCGAUUAUCGCUACUAGUAGCGCGCUUUUUGGAUUUACCAAAGGCCUAAGAUGUUUUACAUCUGAAUAAACACAAAGGAAUAACAUUCAAGCCUUAGUUAUUACAAUGUUUUGUUUGAUCAGAAAUGUGUAGGAACAGUUAAUGUGAUCGAAGUGAGCUAAUUUGACGGCUGUA